AUGUCUGCAGAAGCCUCUCUUUACUUCGAACUCCACGCUCUGGAAAUCCGCCUUCUCAAGAUUGCACCAGGAGGAUGGCACGACGAAAUCGAGUGCGAACUCAUCCACACAUCUCUGCCCAACAAGCCUGUUUUCGACGCGCUUUCCUACGCUUGGGGAUCUCCGAAGCUUGUGCGAUCGAUUUCUCUGAAUCGGGAGCGCCGCGAGGUAACUGCAAGUGCCCAUCAGGCCCUUCGACGACUCCGCCAGACCUACGGGACUGCCACCGUGUGGAUAGACGCGCUGUGCAUCAAUCAAUCAGACGACAAAGAACGCACACACCAAGUCGGACUCAUGCGCGACAUCUUCACCAGUGCUCGCCAAGUCGUAGUUUACCUCGGCGAGGCCCAAAACUCGAAAUCGAAUGUGUCAUCGAAGCCCACGUUCUUUCAGCCCAAAGCGGAUCACAAUAUCCUGAGCUCUUUUGCAGCUCGCUAUUCUCGACAAGAUGUUCCCAAGAUUCCUAAAAUGGACGAAGCUCUCGAGGUCUUCUGUCUAAUUCACAGUAUCGCCCGGUUUGAUACCACUUCGAGAUGCGCGGCUGACUCCGAGUACCACCGUCGCCUAUUUGAGGCAUUACGGCAAUUGAUGCGCUGUCGGUGA
This is a messenger RNA of Lasiodiplodia theobromae, 642 nucleotides long. Its product is annotated as Heterokaryon incompatibility protein. The record is from RefSeq and is a predicted model, not a curated record. NCBI's taxonomy places the organism in Eukaryota, Fungi, Ascomycota, Dothideomycetes, Botryosphaeriales, Botryosphaeriaceae. Bases 1 to 642 code for a protein of 213 amino acids. The transcript has a single exon.